AUGGAGGAUUCAAACAAUUAUGGCCACCACCAUCCUUUGGUACGCUUGAACGAAGAGCAGCUGAUGAGCUAUCCAAGUGGAGUAGCAGCUGACUGCUCAAGGUGUGGGGAGAAGGUGUCUGCUCCAUGUUUUCGUUGUGCGGAGGACUGUGGGUUUUACGUCCACAAGAUAUGCGCCCAGGCACCUGCGGAGCUUAAUCACCCUUUCCAUCAGCAACAGCCUCUUGUUCUCCUGCAAAAUCCACCGUCUAUAUACACAAGGUUUGCUUGCAAUUUCUGUGGCGAAACAUGUGAGAAAUUCGUUUAUCAUUGCUCCUCUUGCCAUUUGGGAUUUCAUAUUAAAUGUGCUUUGUUUACAUUUAAUAUUGCUAAAAGUAAUUUGAAAGAGCUUAAGAAUGUUCCUUUUGAACCCCCAAUGACUUCCACUAAUAAAGAUGAUGAACAACUUGAAGAUGUUCCUAAGUGCUUCGCCUGCUGGGAACCAUUAGCAAAUUAUACAUACUUCUCUACUCAUUGUGGACUCCUAAUUGUGGAUUUAAUCUACAUCAGAAAUGUGCUGAGCUUCCACUCAAACUGA
Molecule: messenger RNA, 576 nt
Organism: Hibiscus syriacus
Lineage: Eukaryota; Viridiplantae; Streptophyta; Magnoliopsida; Malvales; Malvaceae
Exons: 1
Coding region: 1-576 (191 amino acids)
Source: RefSeq, a predicted model, not a curated record